AUGGCCGACCAGCAGAGCAACGACUUGGAUGCACUCCUCCAUGCGAAACAAGAGCUCCUAAAGCUAUUCGAUGAACACACGAGCGGACUAGACAGUCAAGUCUCUACUCAUUGGAGAGACAUGGUCCACGCAAAAUCACAACUCGAUAUCAAACUGCUCGAGCAGAUUGAAAUAAACGACACGCAUGCCAAACUGGUGGAAUAUUAUAAAACUCAGAUAGCCAAUCUCCGCCAAAGGCUCGAACAGGCAGAGCAGACCAUUCGAGACCAGGAUGAGACAAUCAAAAGACUCCAACAGUCCGCAGUUGACACUUAUACGAGCAAAGAAUGA
Molecule: messenger RNA, 330 nt
Organism: Serendipita indica DSM 11827
Lineage: Eukaryota; Fungi; Basidiomycota; Agaricomycetes; Sebacinales; Serendipitaceae
Source: the annotation of a GenBank genome assembly